AUGGAUUACUCUACCACCACACGCCUGUAUUUUUCGUCAAGUCAAUGUGCUGAAUUGAUAGACAAGUAUCAUACAGUGGCUACUCCCAGUGACACGGAUAAAGAAAAUAUGAGUUCACAUUUCCUGAGCCUUGGCUGGGCAAGCUACGUUCUCGGUAACAAUGAGAUGUCAGUUGACUUUUUCGAGAAAGCUGCGAAACUAGGUAAAGAAAGAAAGGACAAAGAGAUGGAAUGCCGCGCUUAUACCAAUCUAGCGGUGGUGUUCGAGGCUGUUGCACAAGUUGAGAAAUCACGUGAUUACAGUUCAAAAGCACUAGACCUCGUAAAAACAGACGAGGUCACAGAUCUAAAGCAACGUCAAGUACUUCUGAACAAACAAGGAAUGUUGUAUCACAAUAUUCGUAACUUUGACGGGGCCAUCAGGAGUCAAGAGGAAAGCCUGAAAAUUAGCAAAGAACUUUGCGAUAAGCAAGGAGAAGCGACAUCGUACUACAAUCUAGGAACCGUAUAUUGUACUAUUGGCGACUAUAAGAGGUCGAUUGAAAUGCACAUAGAAUGCUUCAAGAGAAGACCAGAAAUAGGAGACCAUUUUGGUCUGGGUAUAUCUUGUAUGCAGCUGGCUUAUGUACAUUACAUGCAGGGCGAAUACCAUAGAUCAAUAGGGUAUCAAGAAAAGGCUCUUCAGAUAGGCAAGGAACUUGGUUUCGCUGAGAUGGAAUUAACAUCCUACAGCAACCUUGGCUGUCUUUAUCAGGCUCAAAACAAUUGUAAGAAAGCGAUUGAAUUCUAUCAAAAAUCCUUGUGCUCAAGUCAAACGGCUGGGGAGAGAAAAACCGCGCUAAGACAUUUGUCUAGAGUAUGCCAUUCUCUCGGUGACCAUAGCAGUGCAGCUAAGUUUCACGAAAGGUCUCUUGUUAUCGAUGGAGACAAAAACGAAUUUAUCUGUUCAGCAAGCAACAGCCCUGUACAAGAGGAAAUAUUUGAAGUGACAGAAGUAAUGGAAGGGGAUAAAAACCAUUGCUUUUUAAUCAAAAGGAAAGGCUGCUCUUAUGCCUCUCAACUGAAUGUUACAAAAUCUGUCGAAGGUUCAUCAGAUCAAAGCAUACAAAUACACGAGGAGCUAAGACAGAGCCAUGAUGAUGAAAGCAAAAUUACAUUGGACAAUCAAUGCGUUCCCCUUUACAAAACACCUGCCUCGCAAUUUGUUUUAUUCGGAGAACCCAAUAAGGCUCUGUUCGUUUUAGAACGAGGCCGCGCACGGGCGCUGAACGACUUAAUAACGAGAGCAUAUGCCCCAAACACAGUCUCCAGAAGAAUUCAAAGCGACACUCUAAGGAGCCUCAUUCAAGAGCAAAAAUGUUGCUUCCUAUUCAUGACAUUUCUGACAAAAAAUUUGUUUCUCUGGUUUUUUGAUAAAGAAGGAAAAUUAACAAUGAGACAACAUUGUGAUACAGAUCCGCAAGUAAAAAGUACUAAAGAUCUUCUGGAAACGCAGAGCAGAGAAAUUUUGGAAACUAUGAAAACAGAUGAAGACUAUGAUAACCCAAAUGAAGAAAAAGACCGCGAGCGACGAACGAAAAGAGACUCGUGUCUUCGAAGACUGUACAAGGCUAUUAUUGCUCGUGUUGCUGGUUUAAUCAAACCCCAUGAGGAGAUGGUAAUUGUACCCGAAGGGCAAAUGUGGUUGGUACCUUUUUCGUGUUUAAAGGAUAAGGAUGGCUGUUACCUGUCAGAAAAAGUGAGGAUCCGCCUCAGUCCAUCGCUGACCACGCUGAAGCUGAUCCAAGACUCCCCAGCGGAUUAUCACAGCCAGAGUGGAGAACUUAUUGUGGGAGUGCCGCAAGUUGGUGUACAGACGUUUCGCCCACUCAAGCUUGCAAAGAAGGAAGCAGAAAUGAUCGCUUCCCUGUUUGGAGUGCCGUGUCUCGUGGGAGAGCAAGCCACAAAGGAGGAGGUACUGCGAAGGAUCGGAGAGGUACGCCUGGUACAUAUUGCAACACAUGGUUCUGAAGAAAGGGGAGAACCGGCCCUGACACUUAGACCUUCUCACAGUCAAGAGCCGGUGAUGUUGGAAGACUUUGUGUUGACCGUCGAAGAGAUUGCGAGUCUAAAGAUUAGAGCCAAGCUGGUAGUACUAAGCCUCUGUUACGGUGGUCGGGGGAAGUUAAUGACAUUAGAAGGAGUCGUGGGGACAGCCCGGGCCUUCCUCGGGUCUGGUGCCAGAGCAGUCCUUGUGUCCAUGUGGCAAGUCCGUGAUAAAGCUGCUUAUAAUUUUAUGUCCAUGUUCUACAUGUUCUUAGUGCGGGGCAAAAUGUCUGCAAGUAAGGCUCUUCAACGCGCCCAGGAGAUGACGAGAAUACGCUUCCCAGACGAACAGGACUGGGCGGCAUUUACGCUUAUUGGAGAUGAUGUAACCCUUGACUAA
Molecule: messenger RNA, 2424 nt
Organism: Porites lobata
Lineage: Eukaryota; Metazoa; Cnidaria; Anthozoa; Scleractinia; Poritidae
Source: the annotation of a GenBank genome assembly